Messenger RNA from Rotaria socialis, 2079 nucleotides. The record is from the annotation of a GenBank genome assembly. NCBI's taxonomy places the organism in Eukaryota, Metazoa, Rotifera, Eurotatoria, Philodinida, Philodinidae.
AUGCAAAACUUGAGUUUUACUCAAGAUGAUACAUUCAGCUCUUUGACCAAUGAACAAAGGGAUGUUGUUCAAGCACAAAUUAAUAUGAUUAACGCAAGUGCUGAUAUAAUUGUACCACUAACUGAUUGGCGUUCGAGAUUUAAAAAAAUCUGGAGUAAUUAUCGAUGGCGAAUGCGACAUUAUUUUUACAUUCAUCUUGGUCUUUUCUUCAUGAAUUCACUUCUAUCUGGUCUUAUUACAUGGGCUAUUGAAGACCAGAACAUACCUUUUAUUGAUUGUUGGUUUAUGGGCGCAACAUGUGUAUUUACUUGUGGAUUACAAACAUAUGACUUCGGUUCGUUUAGCCAAGCGUCACAAAUUAUAUUACUUCUAUUUACAUUGGUUUCAGGCAUAACCGUUAGUACAAUACCGGCUAUUUUUAUUAAAAUUUUUCAAGCGAAACGAAAAUCCAACACAACUGAAGACACAUCAUCAACGAGAAUGGAUGAUAAUAAUAUAUUACCCGUUCAAUCACUUGCUCGUCAAACUUCAGUUGAUCCAGUGUUAAGAAAACGUCUUCAAUCUUUACCCGAUCCUUACCAUCUUCGUAUUACAGCUUAUAUUAUUUUGAUUGUGCUUAUUAUUUCAACGUGUUUAUUUAUUUAUUUGAUCACAUUUUUUUCAGUGGGAUUUUGGUUCAAAUAUAAUUAUAUUUUACAACAUCAUUCUCGAAUAAAUGCAACAGUGAAUCCAUUCUAUGCUUCAUUAGUUGUUACAAUUACUAGUUUUAAUCAAAAUGGACUUACAUGCUGGCAAAAUGGUGCAAGUAUAUUUGUCGAUGAUAUUUUCAUGAACAUUAUCAUCAUGAUUGCUGUCAUGUCUGGAACAUCUCUAUUUCCUGCUAUUCUACGUGGAGUUGUCAAUCUCAUCAAAUUCGUUGCGCCUUGGCGGUAUAAAAUCUAUCUUGAUUAUAUCUUAUUGAAUAAUCAUCGUUUAUCUGCUGUUAUCUUUCCAUCGAUUCAAACACGACUUUAUGUAACGAGUACUAUUCUGAUGCAAAUACUUGGUGUUACAGUAGCAUUGAUACUCGAUUAUAAUAAUCUGAUUUUAUCGAUCUAUACAGGAGGCAAACGAUUUAUGAUAUUUAUGUUUCUGACAGUGAAUACUCGUUUUGCAGGCUAUUCUACAAUCGAUCUAAGUAAAUUGACUGAAGCAACAUUGAUUAUUUUUGUUCUGUUAAUGUUUGUCAAACCUCAAAUGCUAUGCACAAUAAAUGAGACGCCAUUUGAAAUGGAAUGGAUUUUACUACAAACACAACAAACACUUGAAAAUAAUAUAUCAACUGAUACCCGACGUGCGAGUGUCAAAAUGUUUCUGCCUAUCGAUCGAAUGAAACAUUAUCUUUUGAGACAAGGUUUAAGAACAAAAGCAGAAGCUGAAAAAUAUUUUGCAGAAAUGGUACGAGCAAAUCAAGUUGAAGCAGCUAUUAAUGAAUUCGCUGAAAAACGCUACCAUCAUCGUUUGAGUAUAGUAGCUAACGUACCAAGCGAUUUCAUAGAAAAUUAUCAAUAUCAUACUACAAGCGUUGGACAUCUUUCUCUUCUUCGUAUGAAACUUUUGUUAAUUAUUUUUUGUCGACAUGCUAUAGUCAGUUUAUUCAGUCUAAUAAUAUCGACGCGGACAUGGUUAUUUAUUUUUGUUUUUUUAAUAUGUGCUUUUGAAGCGUCUCUACUGACACCUAGCUGUCCGAAUGUUACUGUGUUUCGUGUUAUAUUUGAAGUCAUAAGUGCUUUUGGUGGUUGUGGUCUUUCGAUGGGAUAUUCAUCUUCGGUACCGAAUCUUGCCUCCGCAUUUACUGUGCCAAGCAAAAUAAUAUUAAUAUUUUCGAUGUGUAUGGGUAGACAUCGAGGUUUGCUCGAUUCAAUGAAAGAUCAAGAAGAAAUUGAAUAUAGUGCACAAACGUUGAUUCAAAGCUGGCGACAUCUUGCCAUGUACGAGCAACAACAACAACAAAAGAAAAAAGUCAAGAAUCGAAAACAAAUCUCAACAAUACCAGAUAACUUCAGCCCAUUAACAUCAUACAUUUCUACUCGAUUUUAA